CUUCCGGAGGCGAUUCUCCAUCUCUGUUGCUGCCCAGUGGCAGCUUGCGGGCGGUGCCGGUGGGUAGGGGCCCGCGGAGAGCUCACUUCCUGGAGGUCGUAGGACGGAGCUGCUGCUGGCCGCGCCGGCGGCUGUUUACUGUGUGGCUGCCCCGUGCGGCGGGGAAAGGCGUUCUUUAAAACUUCAAGAUGAGCCCAACACAAUGGGACUUCCCUGUGGAACUAUGUUGUCGGCCUAUGGCCUUUGUAACCCUCACUGGCUUGGAUGUAGUAUAUAAUGCUGUUCAUCGUGCGGUUUGGGAUGCCUUUUGUGCAAACAGGAGAGCUGACCGAGUACCAAUUUCUUUCAAAGUUCUUCCUGGUGACCAUGAGUAUCCCAAAUGCAGAACAAAGAGAACAUCCUAUGAGUGGUACAUUCCAAAAGGGAUAUUGAAGACUGGCUGGAUGAAUAAACAUCUGAAUCUGGUGCCAGCUCUUGUUGUGGUGUUCUAUGAACUGGACUGGGAUGAGCAACAGUGGAAAGAAAAACAGUCAGAAUGUGCUACCAGAGUUGAAAUUGUCAGACAAAGUUUGCAGGGAAGAAACACAAAAGUUGCUGUGGUUUUGAUUCAAAAGAAAACACCCUUACCUCCAGGGGAAGAUGUUAUUGCUUCAGAAAGAGCAGCAGCUUUAUGUAAUGCUUGUGACCUCUCUGGAAAAUCCUUGUUUGUGCUGCCACACACUGAUCAUCUGGUUGGUUACAUUAUAAGAUUAGAGAAUGCUUUUUAUGAGCAUGCACAGACCUACUACUAUACAGAAAUAAGAAGGGUAAAAUCUCAUAAAGAAUUCUUGAAUAAAACAACACAUCAGCUUUUAUUUGUGAGACAUCAGUUCAAAAUAGCAUUUUUCAGUGAGCUGAAACAGGAUACACAGAAUGCUCUAAAAAAUUACAGAACUGCAUAUAAUCUUGUACAUGAAUUGAGGGCACAUGAAACGAACAUGUUGGAAAUCAAGACCAUGGCAGGAUUUAUAAACUACAAGAUUUGUCGCCUCUGUUUUCAGCAUAACACCCCAUUGGAUGCAAUUGCUCAGUUCAGGAAGCACAUUGACUUGUGCAAGAAAAAAAUAGGCAGUGCAGAGUUGGCUUUUGAGCAUGCUGCCUGGAUGUCUAAACAAUUUCAGGCCUUUGGAGACUUGUUUGAUGAGGCUAUCAAACUAGGCUUGACAGCAAUUCAGACUCAGAAUCCAGGUUUCUAUUACCAGCAGGCAGCAUACUAUGCACAGGAACGGAAGCAACUAGCCAACGUACUCUGUAACCAUGACUCUUCUGUCAGCUAUCCCAAUCCGGAUCCACUGGAAACUCAAACUGGAGUGCUUGACUUUUAUGGACAGAGAUCAUGGCGUCAGGGAAUACUAAGCUUUGAUCUUUCUGAUCCAGAAAAAGAGAAGGUGGGAAUUCUAGCCCUGCAACUAAAAGAGAAAAAUGUUCCUCACUCUGAGCUAAUAAUCACUUUGCUGAGUAAUGCUGUAGCACAGUUCAAGAAAUACAAAUGUCCAAGGAUGAAGAGUCACUUAAUGGUUCAGAUGGGUGAAGAAUAUUAUUAUGCUAAAGAUUACACCAAAGCUCUGAAGCUGUUAGAUUAUGUCAUGUGUGAAUACCGUAGUGAAGGAUGGUGGACUCUCCUUACUUCCAUAUUGACCACAGCUCUCAAAUGUUCUUACCUCAUGGCACACUUAAAAGAUUACAUUACUUACUCUCUAGAGCUGUUGGGUAGAGCAUCCACUUUAAAAGAGGACCAAAAGUCUCGGAUAGAAAAGAACCUGAUUAAAGUUCUUAUGAAUGAGAGCCCAGAUCCAGAACCUGAUUGUGAUGCUUCUGCUGUGAAAGCUUCACAGAAGCUGUGGACUGACCGCGUUUCCCUAGCAGGCAGCAAUAUUUUUACAAUAGAAGUUCAAGAUUUUGUACCUUUUGUGCAAUGCAAAGCAAAGUUUCUUGCUCCAAGUUUUCACGUUGAUGUUCCUGUUGAGUUCGAUAUUUACUUGAAAGCUGAUUGUCCUCAUCCAAUCAGGUUUUCUAAACUAUGUGUCGGCUUCAAUAACCAGGAAUACAAUCAGUACUGUGUGGUAGAAGAAGCAUAUCAGAAAAGUGACAUUCUGGAAUAUUCAUCCCAGGGACCAGUGUGCCUAGUCCCUGGUAAAACAAGAAAGUUCACUUUCAAAUUUGUUGCAAAAAGUGAAGAUGUGGGAAAGAAGGUUGAGAUCACCUCUGUGGAUUUAAUCCUGGGCACCGAAACUGGCAGAUGCGUGAUUCUGAAUUGGCGUGGAGGAGGAGGGGAUGCUGCUUCAUCUCAAGAAGCGUUGCAGGCAGUUCGCUCCUUCAAACGGCAACCUAAACUUCCAGAUAAUGAGGUUCAUUGGGACAGCCUGACUAUUCAGGCAAACGCUAUGAUAAUUUCUAGAGUGCCAAAUAUUUCUGUUCUUCUCCAGCAUGAACCUCCUGCCCUGACUAAUGAAAUGUAUUGUUUGAUUGUGACAGUCCAGUCACAUGAGAAGACAGUUGCCAAAGAUGUGAAGCUCACGGCAGGUUUAAAACCAGGGCAAGAUGCCAAUCUGACUCAGAAAACUCAUGUGACCCUUAAUGGAACAGAAAUCUGUGACGAUUCUUAUCCUGCAUUACUUCCUGAUAUCCCUGUAGGAGAUUUACAGCCAGGAGAAAAGCUGGAAAAAGCAGUAUACAUUCGUUGUGGAACAGUUGGUACCAGGAUGUUUCUGGUCUAUGUUUCCUAUUUAAUCAGUGCUACUGUUGAAGACAAAGAGAUAAUCUGCAGGUGUCACAGGGAUGAAACUGUAACUAUAGAAACUGUAUUGCCCUUUGAUGUUGCUGUUAAAUUUGUUUCUUCAAAGUUUGAACACUUAGACAGAGUCUUUGCAGACAUACCCUUUUUACUGAUGACAGACAUUCUGAGUGCUUCACCUUGGGCUCUCACUAUUAUAACUAGCCAGCUACAACUUUCAGCUUCCAUGGUACCAGUAGACCAACUGGAAUCUUAUGUGGAGAAUGGGUCACUCAUCCCAGGGACUUCUGGUGCUCCUGGCAGCUUCCCAAUCUUAGGCCAUGUCUGUACUACAAACUUACGUUGACACAAGUUACGUCAGUAUAAAGCUCCUGCAGUUAGUGUGUUGCUUGUGUGUAUGUAUGCUUGGCUUGUUGUGUCAGCGGUGCGCGUACUCACCAGGUGUUCUUGUAUCAAUGCACAGUGUAGUGCAUCAUGGAUAGGUAUCCUCGUAUGCAACCUGCAACCCUCUAGCACGCAGUCUUUUGGGAAGUCUUCUCAAUGCAUGGUGGGGCUGAAAGGAGUUGCACUGGGGAGACUGGGAGCAUGGGGUCAAAUUCCCAGUUUGCAACUGUCUCCAUCCCCCUAUUGUCGUCUGUAUCCCAUAAUUUUAAUAGUUUUUUUUUUUCAAAAUCCCACACACCCGUCGGGCCCCCCUCGCUCUCUAUUGCCAACAGAAGCAUGGAGCUUGCAUGGCUCUUCACUAUUGUCAUGAGCAUUGAAACACAGGGCACGUGAUCCUGCAGUAUUUGCAGAGCUGCAAGAAGAACUGAAUCAGUGGGGAACAUAAUGAUUUCUUGUAGGACAGAUUGCUGUAGGACAUAGCAAGAACCAACUCAAGGUUGUUGGUGGCAUUCACAGAGAAGUUGCAGAUAAUGAAACGCCACUUCUGGGCCUCAGAAACAAGCACUGACUAGUGAGAUUGCAUCGUCAUGCAGGCUUGGGAUGACGAGCAAUGGCUGCAGAAAUUUCGGAUGCUUAUGGCAACAUUCAUGGAUCUAUGGGCUGAGCUUGCCUCACCCCUCCAGGGGAGGGACCGAAAAUAAGGAUCUGUGCUGACAGUGGAGAAGGGAGUGGUGAUUUUGCACUGUGGAAACUUGAAACACCAGACUGAUUCUAGACUGACCAGUAGCAAUUUGGAGUCGUGAAAUCCACUGUGGGUGCCACUGUCAUGCAAGUGUGCAGGGCCAGUAAUCACCUCCUACAUGGGACUGUGAUCCUCAGCAAUGUAAAGGACAUAGUGGAUAGAUUUGCAGCAGUUGGGUUCACAAACUGCGGUGGAGCAAUAGAUGGCAUGCAUAUCUCUAUUUUGGCACAAAAUUACCUUGCCACAGAAUAUAUCAAUAUACAGGGCUACUUUUCUGUGGUUAUGCAAGCAUUGGUGGAUCUCCAGAGACACUUCACCACGUCCGUGUGGGCUGGUCUGGUGCAUGAGGCUCACAUCUUUAAGAACACAGGACUGUUCAGAAAGCUGCAAGGAGGAACUUUUUCUCAACUGGCAGAUUACUGUUGGGAAUGUUGAAAUGCCAGGAUCACUAUUGGCAUUUCAACAUUCCCAGCAGUAAUCUGUAGCCUACCUGUUGCUCACCUGGCUUGUAAAGCCAUACACCAACCACCUUGACAGCACCAAGGAACAAUUCAACUACCAGCUCAGCAGGUGCAGAAUGACAGUUGAAUGUUCUUUUGGACGACUGAUGGGAUGCUGGCAUUGUUUAUGCACGAGAUUGGACCUCAGGGAGAAAAAUAUCCCAAUCGUAAUAGCCGCCUGCUGUGUCCUGCAUAAUAUUUGUGAAGCCAAGGGGGAAACCUUUCCACGGGUUGGAGGUUUCUUGGGCAGUAGAGUUCACAAUGGUGACAAAGCAGUCAGCGUGGGGCAUGGUGGGAAAGCUGCUGGAGGACUGUUUGGGUCGACAUAGGUAAUGCAGUGUCUGUGUGCUGUGUUGACCUCUGUACGUUAACCUUGGCGCAAUGCUGCUCGGAGGUUGUGUUACUAUGUUGGCAUAAGAGGCCACUUACCUCAGUGGGAGACAAAUUUAAGUGUAGAGACAUGCACAAGUAGGUUGAUGCAAGGCAGCUUACCUCAUCCUAAGUUUGUAGAAUAGACCAGGCUUUAGUUAGCUCUGCUCCCUUCCUGGAGCUUUCCAGAACACCUGGUCUCUUGCACCAGGGACCCACCACCAGAGUUACCUCCACUCCACUGUGGCUUCCCUUUUCCAGGCACAGCCUGUCUCCGUCACUCUUUCCUCCCCCUCUCAUUUCCUGCCUUUCAUAGGUCCAGGUGUAACCCAGCCCCUUUUAAUUGGCUGGAUUGGGCUCACUUGCUCUACACAGGGGCACUGGGCCCAGCUCUACUCACAGUGCCCAAGGACCAUGUGACAGGCCCCGUUACUGUGCUGACUGAGCACCUCAUUAUCUCUAAUGUUUUCGUGUACAGUUUGUGAAUUAAUUGGGGAUCCCUCAGACUGUAUAUAUUGCAUAUAUACAACACCUUUAUUCCUAAAAUUUAUAUAUAAUCUGUAUGUAUUACUAACUUUAGUUUUUUAGAUCUGGAUGGUUUCUGUGCUAAUAUUCAGUGUGUCUUUUACUUUAAAAUUAAACAGAAUAUUGCUGAUAGUUGUUUUGCAGACAGGCGAGAGUGCUAGUGAAUGCUUUUGCCUUCGGUGUCCAUCAGUUACUAAUGUUCAAGGUGGAGUGGCUACCGGACGUUAUGUAAUCUCCUGGAAGAGGUAGGGAUUCCUUGUCUGGUUUUUAAAGCAGUUCAUGACUUUUUUCUUAGGGUCUGGGUAGUCGGGAGGAUAUAUUUUGCUUUUUCUUCUUCCCUUACUAAUCCUCACAGUGGAAUCAUCUUGGGUGAAAGCGGUAGGAACCAUUUUUUAAAAUGUGCGUACUGCUGAAAUUGCAUCCAAAUGGUGAUAUUUACAUUUUUAUUAAGUUUUCAACUGUCUGAUCUCUUACACUAAUUCUUAAGUUUUCUAAAGCCAAAGAGUACUUCACAUGUGGGGAGGGGAGGAAGAAAGACAAGUUAAAGAACACUUCAGCUGUAUAAAAAGUACUGUUUUAAAUGGUCAAACCAAAAAAAAUAAAUGAACCUAAUAUUUUUUCCACCUCAAUCAGCUUUCUGUAUGUGGGUUUGUUUUUAGAGCAGACAUUGUAAAGUACAUCUGUCUUCUCUAGAUUUUAACAUGUUUUUACAAGAUUAUUGUAAUAAAAACAUUCAUAUAACACUUUUCUCCUUUUUGAACUGUUGGGAUUGCUGUAAAUAUUGCUUGUUUGCUGCUUGAUCCCAAUAUUCUGUUGGCGUAGUCAAGAAUAUAAAUGCAGUCUACAUGUGGUGUUUUCUU
This is a messenger RNA of Chrysemys picta bellii (western painted turtle), 6153 nucleotides long. RefSeq names its product trafficking protein particle complex subunit 11 (gene TRAPPC11). The record is from RefSeq and is a predicted model, not a curated record. Lineage: Eukaryota; Metazoa; Chordata; Testudines; Emydidae.